AUGAGAACUUGGACCUCCACUCUCGCCCUCGGGUGGCUUAUAGCACCUUCCCCAGCUCUUUCGCUAUCAGUUGGCACAAAAAGAGCGGGUUCUUCAAACUUGUGUGCUACAAAUAGCCGAGAUAUUGUCUCUAACGACACCAAUGUUUGGCCCUGGCAAUCCUUCAAGUCAUCAAAUAUCACUCCUCCAUACCUGGAUAUCAAUCGCACAAGCAAUGAUCUUGCAUCUGGCCUGCUCUUCAUUAGCCAAGAGGACGAGAGUUCCACAACAGAGACCGUGAAACAAGAGUCGCCGUUCAUUUUAACAGAUGACAAUGAACUUGUCUGGGGUGGACCGCAAGGCGAGACUUCAAAUUUCCGACAACAGUUCUGGGGAGACAAGUCUAUUAUCACAUUCUGGGUUGGCACAGGUGCUGCAGCAUACGGUGCUAAUGUUGGCCGGGGAUGGGGUAAGGUCCAGUUCUAUGACGAAAGUUACACAUUGGUGAAGUCGGUGUGUUUGGAUCUGAACUUGACCUUACCAGAGGGUACCACCGCGGACUGUGAUGCAGAUGUCCACGAGUCUUUCAUCACGGAGGACAACACCAUUUUGUUGACUGCGUACAACACAACUCAAGCGGAUUUGACUUCUGUGGGUGGCUCCAAAGACGGAUGGGUUUAUGACUCUAUCGCCGUGGAGGUUGACCUAACCACCAAUGAGCCCGUGUUCAUCUGGAGCCCGUUGGCCCAUCUGGCCGUUAAUUUGACACAUGAGCCGUAUACCCCAUCCAACGCGUCAGAGCCCUUCGACUGGUUCCAUAUGAACUCAAUUCAGAAAUGGGGAGACCACUACUUGAUCAACUCGCGUCAUUUGUGGCGCACAUUCCUUGUGAACCGUCAAGGUGAGAUUGUUUGGUAUAUUGAUGGCCAAACUGGCGGUGACUUUGGCAGUUUGCCUCAGAACGGAAACUUUUCCUGGCAACACAUGGCCCGGCUUCGUAACGACUCUUCGAACCCCAAUGAAGUCCUCCUCAGCUACUUUGCAAAUGAUCUUGACACCGGUUCAGCCACCAACCCUUCCAAGGGUACCACCCUCCGCCUCACAUUGCCUCCCAACCCCGCGAAUCCUCCAAAGCUCGAGACUGACUUUUUUGACGAAAAAUACCCUGUCUCAUCUGCUGCAGAGGGAUCUUUUACACCUCUUGAGAACGGCAAUACGUUGAUGGGAUAUGGUGACCAACCUUAUAUCAAAGAAUACGAUUCAACUGGCAAGGUUCUGUGGUCUGCUCAAUUCGCAGGCGAAGACCUAGGCCAGAGUUACCGCGCCUACAAGCAAGAGUGGAGUGCGACUCCAUACUACCGGCCGAGUCUGGUUGUCUCAAAGUCCACCUCCGAGGAUGUUCUCAGCGAAUGUGCCGGUGCAUCAUCUUCCCUCAGAGGUUAUGUUAGUUGGAAUGGAGCUACCGAUGUCGAGGGGUAUAAGGUCUAUGCUGGUAGCAGUGCAGUGAGCCUUCGUCUGUUGGGACAGAUUGAAAAGAAGGGCUUUGAGACCCAGUUCUCGCUUCCGACAGAUACGAAGGUGGUGCAGGUUGCUGCUGUAAAGUCUGGCCGUGCUGUCAGCAAGUCGGAAGUUGUAUAUGUCUGA
Molecule: messenger RNA, 1623 nt
Organism: Penicillium malachiteum
Lineage: Eukaryota; Fungi; Ascomycota; Eurotiomycetes; Eurotiales; Aspergillaceae
Product: arylsulfotransferase family protein
Exons: 2
Coding region: 1-1623 (540 amino acids)
Source: RefSeq, a predicted model, not a curated record